This is a messenger RNA of Phragmites australis (common reed), 1136 nucleotides long. Its product is annotated as NEP1-interacting protein-like 2. The transcript has 5 exons. Bases 209 to 883 code for a protein of 224 amino acids. The record is from RefSeq and is a predicted model, not a curated record. Lineage: Eukaryota; Viridiplantae; Streptophyta; Magnoliopsida; Poales; Poaceae.
UUGAUCAACAACCAAACAGCCCCUAAAGCACCCUCCUCUCCCGGAGAGCCUCUGGCCUUCGCCUCCCCUCCCUUCCCCGCCACACCAACGAGCAGGCGCCAAAAAUAAACGCCACGCCAUUACGUGGAAAGAGAGAGGGAGAGGGAGAGGGAGAGGGAGAGAGCUUGCCAUACUGCCACCUCUUCCUCGUGGAGAUCACCUCGUCGCGAUGGAGGUUGCCGAGGCGCCCGCGCCCGACGAUGACGGGCUGGUCGAGCGCGGCGUGGCGCUGUACCCCGCCAGGCUGCUCGCCGGCGUCGUCUCCGGCGCCCUCACCGGCCUCUUCGCCCUCGCUGGAGCCUUGACCGGGGCAGUCACCGGCGCGGUGGCGGGCAGAGCUUCGGACAGCGGCGUUCUGCGGGGAGCUGGGUCGGGGGCGUUCGCCGGAGCUGCCCUCUCCAUUGAGGUUCUUGAGGCUUCUCGCGCUUAUUGGUGCUCGGACCGGUUGGGCUCGCAUGGCGCAUCCUCCAUGGCCAAUUUCGUUGAGCAGCUCCUUCAUGCCCGGUUUUUGCAAGAGCAAUCUACGCCUUCAGCAUAUACAUCACAUCGCUGGCAGGUCACCCUAUCAGAUUUUGGUUAUGAUGAUGUAUAUGACAUAGUUGGAGACAUUUCAUCUAAAGGGCUUUCGAGAGAGUCACUGAAGAAAUUAUCACAUUAUGUGGUCACUGACCAAAUGCGGGACUCAUUUGGUGAAAUCCUUUCUUGCCCUAUCUGUCUACAGGACAUCGUAGCCGGUGAAACAGCAAGGAGGUUGCCUAAUUGCUCUCACACUUUUCACCAGCCUUGCGUGGAUAAAUGGCUCGUUGAUCAUGGGUCAUGCCCCGUAUGUAGGCAAGGUGUGUAAGAUAGAUAAAACCUACUUGCAAAGUUGCAAGUUCCCGGUGAAGGUGAAAGAAGUUAGUUGGGCGAAAUAUUUGCUUGUAUACUGUACUGCAUUUAGAGGUACAUAAAGCGAUGUAAAUUAGUCGAAUCUGCCUGUUUUACGACCAGAAAGAAACGGUUCUGUACAUCUUGACAGUCUGACUUUGUUUGUUACAACCAGUUACAAUGUGAAAUGAAAUAAGAUCGCUGUGGAAGCUCUUUGUAGUUCUGUACAA